Molecule: messenger RNA, 1624 nt
Organism: Phytophthora sojae
Lineage: Eukaryota; Oomycota; Peronosporomycetes; Peronosporales; Peronosporaceae
Exons: 1
Coding region: 1-1599 (532 amino acids)
Biological process (GO): mRNA splicing, via spliceosome
Cellular component (GO): nucleus
Molecular function (GO): RNA lariat debranching enzyme activity
Source: RefSeq, a predicted model, not a curated record
AUGGUGCGCGUCGCGGUGGUGGGCUGCGCCCACGGGCUGCUGGACGACAUCUACGCGACCAUCAACUUCGUCAACGAGAUGGACCCGGAGCACCCCGUGGAGCUGCUGCUGUGCUGCGGCGACUUCGAGUGCAUGCGCAACAUGCGCGACCUGGACACGCUGGCGUGUCCGCCCAAGUACCGCGCGCUGCACGCCUUCCACCGCUACUACAAGCAGGAGAAGACGGCGCCCGUGCUCACCGUGUUCGUCGGCGGCAACCACGAAGCCUCGGGCUACCUGCAGGAGCUGCACUACGGAGGUUGGGUGGCCCCCAACAUGUUCUACCUGGGCGCAGCGGGCGUCAUCAACGUGGCGGGGCUGCGCAUCGCUGGACUCUCGGGCAUCUACAAGCAGCAGCACUACACGGCCGGACGCUUCGAGUCGAUGCCUUUCGACAACAACACCAUGCGAAGCGUGUACCACGUGCGCGAGCUCGAGGUCUUCCAGCUCUCUCACGUGCAGCAGGUGGACAAGACUCCUCUGGGGGCGUUCCUGUCGCACGACUGGCCGCGCGGAAUCGAGCAGCACGGCAACGUGCCCCAGUUGCUGCGGCGCAAGCCAUUCUUCGAGCAGGAGAUCAGGACCAACACGCUGGGCAGUCCUGCGGGCGAGUUUCUACUGUACCAGUUGCGUCCGCAGCACUGGUUCGCCGCGCACCUGCACGUGAAGUUUGCCGCCAUCGUUGUGCACCCGGAGCAAACAACCGACGCAGUCCAUGCAUCAACCAAUGGUGACAGUGCUGAGCUAGCGAAGGCGGACGAUAAGGAAGAGCAAGAGGCAGCACCAAAGCCUCCGUCGCAGCCGGCAACGACCAAAUUUCUGGCCCUCGACAAGUGCCUCCCGCGCCGCGAGUUCAUGCAAAUCUUGGACUUAGCCACUUCCGCCACUAUCGUAGAAGCUUCGUCGGCCGAAGAACAGAAGAACGAAGCAGUGAUUGCACCGGCGACGAACGGAGACAAGCAAGACGAUACCCAGGAAGAGAAGCCAGAUGACACAAGCCGGAGCCCGAGCUCGAGACCGCCGCCUAAGAUCAUGUUCGACCUGGAAUGGCUCGCAAUUCUGCGCGCCACGCACCACCUGGCCUCGUCCAACAAGUUUGCGCCGCGCGUGCCCCAGGAAGAGAUGAAAAUCGAGGACAAGGAUAUUGCGUGGGUGAAGCAGCGCCUGCAGGAGUUUAUCGCGGAGAAGAAGCUCGACAAGGCCGAAGGUGAGUGGAUCACCGACUUUGUCAAGACAGCACCAGGUCACGGCGAAGAGGAAGGACCCGUCCUCGUGACCGGUAAUCCUCAAACAGAUCUUCUGCUGGAGCUGCUCAAGCUCCCGCACGUCGCGACUGCGCCGUUCGUCAGCGGUGGCACGACUGCGGCGGCGGUCGAGGACCCCAACGAAAUUGACCUGGACGAAGACGACGACGACGAAGAGAACGAUGACGAUGUGAAACCAAUGGAGACCGACGCCGCCACCCCCAGCGAUAGCACUAAUGUCAGCUCGGCGGCAGUAGCAACAGAAGCCGAGUCGGCGGCACCCGCAGACCCGUGCGAAAUCGACCUCGACCUGUAACUUGGAAUGAAAUUUUGCUAGUAUG